This is a messenger RNA of Homalodisca vitripennis (glassy-winged sharpshooter), 1062 nucleotides long. Its product is annotated as FK506-binding protein 5-like. The record is from RefSeq and is a predicted model, not a curated record. NCBI's taxonomy places the organism in Eukaryota, Metazoa, Arthropoda, Insecta, Hemiptera, Cicadellidae. The transcript is spliced from 2 exons. The coding region runs from base 8 to 760 and encodes 250 amino acids.
GCAGCCUAUGCUGGACAUCAAGCACCCCUUAGUUAGCCAUCUCCCUUCGAUAAGCGAGAUGGCGAUGAGUGACGCUGUCAUGAUCUGCGAGAAGGUACUGAAUGAUGCCAAAGGUCGAGUGGCCACUGUCACCACCGUGGUGGAGGAGACUCGCCAGCAACUCAGCGUCCCACAGGACUUUUUGUUCGACGAUUUCGUGGAUUUCGCUGAAGACCUUAUGGAAUCCGUAGGCUUCUCAGAGGACGAGAUGAAAAGCGCAAUGGAAGACAACAAGGAAGCCCUGAUGGAGAUUCUAGAGGCACAGGAAGAAGAAGAAGAGCUAUACAGAACGUUGGCUUAUGAACACGAAAAGGAAGAAAACGAUCACCUAACUACGUUGAAUCAUGGAGAAGAUAAGGAAGAAGAGUUACACCCGACUAAAUUGCCUCACGAAGUAAAACAGGAAGAAGUGAUGGAUCUAACUACGAUGCCUCGCGAAGAAGAAAAGGAAGAAGAGGUGUGCCCAACCACACUGCCUGAUGCAGAAGUAAAGGAAGAAGUGAUUCAACCAACUAUGUUGCCUCAUGAAGAAGAGAUGACCCCAAAUACGUUGACUGAUGUAGAAGAAAAUGAUGAAGAGAUGAAACAAACUACGUUGGCUCAUGGUGAAGAAAGGUACGAAGAGAAAACCUCAACUUCGUCUACUGAUGAAGAAGAAAUGGAAGAUGUGGAAGAAAAGCCAACAAUCGCAAAGUUAUUUAAGAGAAUUCACACUACGUAAUCUGUCUUCUCAUAAAUAAACCAUCCUUUAUCCAUUAAACCUAUUUAGAUCCCUUAUGUUAUCCCUACUCAGGAACACAACUAAAAAAAGAAGCAUUAGAUAGUACUUUUUCGUGAAGACAAGAUAUUAUUGUGAUAACCAUACAAAACCUGAAAAUGUAAAAUCCUAAUUUCUGUAGUCCCUAAACUAUUCUGAAGUUGCACUAGUUCUAUUUACAUGAUGUGUUGGCUUUAUGUUACUAUUAUUGUACGCAUACAAUCAGAGACGUGUAUUUAAUAAAAUAACUUAUUAUAAAUACCAAA